Leptomonas pyrrhocoris is the source of this 1443-nucleotide messenger RNA. Its product is annotated as putative mitochondrial mitochondrial RNA ligase 2. Lineage: Eukaryota; Euglenozoa; Kinetoplastea; Trypanosomatida; Trypanosomatidae. Bases 39 to 1292 code for a protein of 417 amino acids. Gene Ontology annotation, molecular function: ATP binding; RNA ligase (ATP) activity. The record is from RefSeq and is a predicted model, not a curated record. The transcript has a single exon.
AGCAGCAACAGAAGCAGAACUUCCACGGUACUUUUAAAAUGUUUCGCCGCUGCCAGCUCGCGCGUUUUUUCCGUCGGACGCCUCUGUUGUGGGCCGAUGAAAAAGAGCAGGUGUUUGAGCGGUACACCGAGAUUGAAAACUCCAACGCACGGCGCAUCAGCGGACUGAAGGCGGCCGGACUGUUCAAUGACGAGUGGAUUGCGACAGAGAAGGUGCACGGCGCCAACUUUGGCAUCUACUCCAUCAAUCACGGAAAGACGAUUCGAUACGCAAAGCGCAGCGGUAUUAUGCCACCCAAUGAACAUUUCUUUGGCUACCAUAUUCUCAUUCCCGACCUCACGCUAUACGCGCAAAAAUGCCGCGAGCUGCUCACCACGCAACUGCAGGUGUCCGCGAGCAGCAUCAUCGUAAACGGCGAGCUUUUCGGCGGCAAGUACGACCACCCAAAUGUGCCCAAAAAACGUCAGAGCGUCCUUGUGGGCGGCAGAGCGCGUUCCAUCACCGCCGUGCAAAGCGACCCCUUUCCGCAGUACUGCCCCGAUCUCCACUUCUACGCCUUCGACAUCAAGUACAAAUUAAACGAAGAGGAUACGGACUACGUUACGCUGACCUACGAUGAGGCCACCGCGAUCUUCGAGGCCAUCCCGGGCCUGCUGUACGCCAAGGCGAUCAUUCGAGGGCCUCUCAGCAAGGUGGCCGCCUUCGACGUGGAGACGUUCACCACGACCAUCCCGCCGUUGGUGGGCAUGGGCGACUAUCCGCUCAAGGGUAAUUGGGCUGAAGGCCUCGUAGUGAAGCACCACAAGCGCGGCAAGCCCGGAUUUGACCCGGCGGUGCUCACCAUUCUCAAGUUCAAGUCUACCGCCUUCCAAGAAAUAUCGAACGAUCGCCUCCAGGGCCCGCGCGUGGAUGAGAUGGAGGAGGUGCGCCGUGAGUCCAUUCAAGUGUCUGGUGUGCAGCUGCCGGAUAUCGAAAGCGUCAUUCGCGACCCUGAAGUACGUGCGGCAACGCAGCAUUUGCUGAAUCACGUGUGCGACAACCGACUCAAGAGUGUGCUGUCGAAAAUCGGAACAGAUCCCUUUGAGACGCAGACGAUGACGCCGAAUGAGCUGGCAACGCUGCUGGCCAAGGACGCGCUAAAGGACUUUCUCAAGGAAGCAGAGCCGAAGAUUGUCAACUCCCCUCUCCUGCUGCGACGUGAGAUCACUCGGUACGUUUUGUUUGAGUCGCGCAAGUACAUUGCGAGAAAGUGGAAACAGAUCGUGGCUCAGCAAACGGAGGCCAGUGGGUGAUGGUGCAGCGUCGUCGCUGCUGACCUGAUAGGCUGCUGUCGUUGCUGGCUGCUUGUAUGCAGAGAAAUGGGUCGUCACAUACGGAAAGACUACAAGCUGGGUAUCUGCUGCGUGGUGACGCCGUUGCAAGGCAGUAUUUAUUGUUGUUGUC